GGUCAUUCGUCUAUCGGCGGCUGUCUCUUCCUCGUUCCAUCGAUAGCUCCGCGUUUUGAGCAGAGACAGUUGGUCUUCGAGAAAUCGGUUGGCGAUUCCCGAAACUCCCAAACGAGAGAACGAUCUCUCCCACAGGCACGGCUUUCGCGAGAGAGAACAAAUGACGGCGACCGAGCAAAUGAGAGUGGCGGUACCCAUAGCAGUCUGCGUCGGAGCGGCAAUCGCAUCCUACGCUGCUUUAAUUCGAUAUCGGCAGAGAAAAUGGCGCAUCGGCGGCAAAAUCAAGAAACUGAUGAUUUAUCCGAUCAAGUCCUUGCCUCCGCUUGAAGUCGAGGCAGCCGAUCUCACACUGGACGGUCUCAAGUAUAAGGGAACGAAGGACAGAGAAUUUCUUCUCCUCGACGCUGAUGAUGGCAACAAGUUCAUCACAGCUCGCACGGAGCCUUCGUUGCUGCUGAUUCAUCUGAGCUACGACACUGAGAGAAAUUGUCUGCGAAUCCGUUCGAACGAUCCUCAGAAGAACUUAGAUAUUCUCGAGGUGCCUCUUGGAUCCAACGAGGGAGUCGAUACGUCGAGGGUCCUCCAGGUCAGAACCUGGGACCGGAACGGGCCGUACGAAGCCUACGCCUGUGACGAGAAGGUCCGAGCUUGGUUUUCGAAGUACUUGAACAAGAAUGUCCUCGUCGUCCGGCUCAAAGUCUUGUCCAAACUCGGGACCAUCGAGAGCCCCGCGAGGUUCCAAGAUAUGGCCGUGCUCAAUAUCCUCUCGGAUCGCUCCGUCGAGAAUCUCGUGGCAUUGAUCCGAGAUCCGAGCGCAAACGUCACUUUUCGGAAUUUUCGUCCAAACAUUCUCCUGGAGACCAAGUAUCCGCACGAAGAAGAUUUCUGGGUCAGAGUGAAAAUCGGGAACGCCGAGACAGAGUUUCAAAGACGCACGACCCGAUGCCAACUGACCACAAUCAACCCGGAGUCUGGUUUGAAAACGGACAAGGAGCCUCUUGUGACUCUGCGGAAGUACGUAUCGGCCUGCAUGCAACUGGUGAAGUUCACGCGCUUGGGAAGGUUCCGCGUGGAACGGAGCGCGUUUGGGAUCUCGAAAUACAACUUCAUGCCUCUGUUUGCCUGUCAUCACUAUAUCCGGUCCCCUGACACGAUCUACGUCGGACAAACGGUCCUCGUCGAGGAGUCAGCUCGAGAUCUCCUCGGUGUUUACGAUUGUUAUCUUACUCGCUCGAGUCGGCUAUUCAUGCUCUUCGAGCGUCUCGCGACAGUCCCCCCAUUGCCGCACCGCAAACGCGACGAGAGUUUUUGGGCUGUAGAAAGGCUUGAAAUUGAAGUUCGGAUGGGAACGGCCGUGAACAACAUUCCUCUACUGCCGGCUUCGCUCUGUGUAGCCUCAGCUGCGGCAAUACUGUUCCUCUAUCAAAACCGGAAGAGGAGGGCAGGGCCUCUCGAGGAAGGCGGUAAAAUCAAGAGAAUUUUCAUUUACCCAAUCAAAUCGGUCCCGCCCAUCGAAGUCAGCUCAGCCGACAUCAAUAUCGAUGGCGUGUCCUACAAAUCUGUCAAAGACAGAGAAUUUGUCCUCAUUGAUGCCGAGGGAACCUUCCUGACCGGUAGACAAGAGCCGACGCUCUCUCUACUGCACACGGAGUUCAACGAGGCUGAUAAUUGCUUGGAGAUAAGCUCGAAAAACCCAGACAGCCUGAUGGAAUUGCUCAAAAUCAAACUCGAUCACGAACAAGAGAAGCCUCAGAGAACUUUACAGCUCACGACAUGGUACAAGGAUCAUCCGUACAGCGCGACGUAUGUCGACGACGCUGUCUCUGAUUGGUUCAGUCGUUAUUUGAAGCGGAAAGUUUCCGUGGUCAGAUUGAUUUCACUUGUUGGAAAGCGCCAUUGGAUAGCUCCGGAUCGGUUCCAAGAUGCUAGCGAGCUCAACAUCCUGUCUCAAGCAUCCGUUGAUAACCUUGUGGAGAUGCUGAAGGACGCCGAAAGCGCGAACAUAUCGCAUCGGAAUUUCCGACCGAGUUUGCUCGUCGAAACAAAAUAUCCCUUCGAAGAGGAUUUCUGGACAAGGAUGGUGAUAGGUGACGUGGAAACGGAAUUCCACACACGAUGCGAACGAUGUUUACUCACCACAAUUAAUCCGGACUCAGGAAUAAGAACCGACAAGGAACCCUUGACAACUUUGCGAAAGUACCGGAUCGAUCGCAGCGCUGAAGGUUUGAUCAAGUACAAAAUGCGACCCCUGCUCGCGUGUAAUCAUUCGAUAACUAAAGCGGGAACCGUUCACGUUGGACAAACGAUCAUGGUACACAAAGCACCUAGAGAAAUCCUGUGAAGCGCUUUCCCGAAUGAAGGUUGAGGCUACCGGCUCCUUGCACAGGAUAUAUCUUCGAUGGAAAGUCGAUGGCAAGAAUCCGAAUAUCGGGCGCUUCCUCGGCGGGAUAUUCUGAGGAAGAGGAAUUAUUGUGGAAGUCUCGAGGACCCGGGGGAACCAGAUCCCUCGGAACUCCGCCGAUGGGCUGCCUUUAUAUCGCGACACGGACUAUUUAUCGUACUUGUAAUGCGUAAUCCGGGUUUUCCAAAACAAUGCACACAUCCGAAUAAUAAAACCGUAUGAUGACGAGGGACCAUUAUUCAGGCCUAUGGUCCACGGAAGAGAGGAACAACGCGCACCGAAAUUGUCGACCUGGAGACAUCAGAGCAAACACGAGUGGCGCUAUCUUCAAAAAAAAAACACUCCUC
Molecule: messenger RNA, 2748 nt
Organism: Galendromus occidentalis (western predatory mite)
Lineage: Eukaryota; Metazoa; Arthropoda; Arachnida; Mesostigmata; Phytoseiidae
Exons: 12
Coding region: 161-2341 (726 amino acids)
Molecular function (GO): molybdenum ion binding; catalytic activity; pyridoxal phosphate binding
Source: RefSeq, a predicted model, not a curated record